CUGUCCUGCAGGGGGCAGCACUCCUGCUGGACGUAUCACGGUGCACCGCUCCAGCCUCAGUCAGGAACAAACAAGUUGGCAUAUUAGCUCGAAGCAGCUGACCAUUUACGCUAUAACAUCAACUAAAUAAGGCUUUCGUGUGCCUGAUUUUCAGUCUGACGUGAUAUGGAUUUAAAUUUGAGACUACUCGGGUAGCGGUGAGGAUCUGGUGUCUAAAACUUUCUUCUAUAAACGUCUUUAAGCGGUAAUGCUAGCUAGCUCGAUAGUUAGCUAGCAUUUAUUGCUAAAGUUAUACAAAUUUGAAGCUGUAAUACUUUGAGGAAUCAGUGUUUUUGCUAAACGUGUGCGGAUGUGCUUACAGUACCGGUUUGUCGAUAUUUAUCAAUAUAUUGACUAUGUUCAGCCGGAUGGCUGACUAGAAUAUGCCCAAUGGGAAGUGACAAUGUUACCAUAAUAAGGCUCUAGCAUUUCUGUCUCCCACAACUGCAGCAUUUGAGCAGGACUGGCUUUUUUUUUAAUCCAUCUGUAGACCACCCACCCGUCACUACCGAUGGCUGCUUUUGGCUUUACUCCUGCGAGUAACCAGGAUGUUUUUUGCAUUGGACCAGAGCAAUCCAGCUCCAAAAUAAACAGCAAGUGUAUUAGUGGGGAAGAGGCCAGGCAGUUCUAUGAAGACUUGGUCAAGGAUGGCAAAGAGCAGGACCCACCAGUCAACAAUGGAAAUUAUGGCAGAGAGCGUCGGCUCAGACAAGAUAGUAGAAAGUCCAAUAGAAGAAUCAGGAGGAGAGGCAGAGCUGUGGAAGGACAGCAGCCUCCAGCUGGAUCUCUGCUUCGGGCAGGAGUCGGUGGGGAAAGUGGCAGCAGCAGCCAUGGAGGCAGCAGCUCUGAGGGGUCCGGGGAGCUUCAGGGGCUCCGGCUGCUGCGCUUUGCCCAUGAGGGGGACGUCUCCGGCCUCAAAGAGCUGCUCUCAAAGGGGGUGGACAUAAACUUUCAGGAUACAUUUCUCUGGACAGCGGUGAUGUGCGCUAGCUGGUCGGGUCAAAGAGCAGCGGUCAGGCUGCUGCUGGGUCAUGGAGCCGCCUGGGUCGGAGUGGUUGACCUGCAGGGCAGGGAUGCUCAGGACCUGGCUCUGGAGGCAGGCCACAGUGAACUAUGGGAGGAGUUAAUGAGCUAUGGCCAAAGUCCACAGAGAGAGGCACAAUCCGAGCACAGUGCUGUCGAGCCUCAGUGGUGUGAUGUGUGCUGUAGUGAGUACAGGAGCGCCGCGUCGUCACACUUCUCCUCCACGCUGCAUCAGUUCAACCUGCGGCGCCCGCCGCCCACCCCCUACUACUGCCUCCCACCCUCCAGCAACAGCUACCGGAUGAUGCUCCGCUGCGGCUGGGAGCCGGGCACAGGGCUGGGACCGGAGGGGGGGGGCCCUCAGCAGCCCGUACCUACUGUGCUGAAGAGAGACCAGAAAGGUCUGGGGUACGGACAGGCAAGGAGAGCCCGAGUUACUCAUUUCCAGGCCAGAGAUCGGGACGCUGUGGAACCACUGCACAGGCAGAGGGAAGAGAGGAGUCAAAAAGGACUAAGAAGGGAGGAGGCUAAAAGAAAAGAGCUAAAAGAUAAGAGCUGGGAAAGAGAUUUUCGUGCUUCCUUUUAUCUUUGACUUCCAUUUACAGACAUUUCUGCUUUACUACUCUGGCGCUGACAAACAAGGCCUUCUGAGUCUUAAUUCCACCUCAGGAUUCACACAGUCAGCACCCCCCUUUCUCAGGGUUCAAGAGGAACUAAUAGGGCAUCAGUGUCAAAUGGUUUCCCUUUUUUCUGAGUUAUGUAUGAUAUUAACUUAAUUAAACAGUUUCAAUAUUGUCAAAAAUGGACUUCUUUAUGUUUUUUAUUUAAACUUAUUGUGAUUUGCAAAUAACACUGAUGGUCAAAUAGAUCUCUAUAGGUUUUACUGGCAAAAACCAAAUCUGAUCAUUUCUUUGUUUGGAAAUGAAAUGUAUAUGUUUUCUACAUUGUAAUUCUUCGUUCUGAUAUUUUGUUUACAGCAUAGGCACGCUGCUUAUUGACGUCAUGUAACAAGAGUACAUGAACUUUUACUUAGUUUUCAUUCCAGACACUUUCACCUCAUUAAACACCUUUGAUUUCACAUGUUUGCUCUGGGCUGCCUUAUCAGCACGUCACUUAGUCCCCUUUGUGCCCAGCCAACAUGUGCCUCAUGACUAAGCCUUCUAUUUCUGCCAAUAAAGUUAGACACUGGCAGAAUAUUUCAGCAGGAGCAAAAGUCACAACCUGAUAAUUCCCCCUUUUGUCAGGUUCUUCCAAUCCAGUCUGAAAAGAAAAUCAUAUAAAAUCAUUUGCAUUUAAAAA
This is a messenger RNA of Menidia menidia (Atlantic silverside), 2361 nucleotides long. Lineage: Eukaryota; Metazoa; Chordata; Actinopteri; Atheriniformes; Atherinopsidae. The record is from the annotation of a GenBank genome assembly.